Molecule: messenger RNA, 526 nt
Organism: Ceutorhynchus assimilis (cabbage seed weevil)
Lineage: Eukaryota; Metazoa; Arthropoda; Insecta; Coleoptera; Curculionidae
Source: the annotation of a GenBank genome assembly
AAAACUGACUCAGAAGAAAGCGAUCUUAAAUCUUGGAAAAGGGAUCAAAGUGAGGACAGAAUAACCGAGUUUGAUGAAAUGUCAAGAGUCAGAGCCUGAAGAUCCUGAAGUUGACCAAACCGAAGAGAAUGUUUCAUCUGCACGGGAAACCGAUUUUCAUAAAAUUCAAAACGGAGACUUUGUAUUAGCUAACUUCUUUGGAAAAAGGAAAAGUUACAAAUAUGUGUGUCUGAUUAUAGAAGUAUCUGAUGAUGAAGCGGAAGUAACAUGUUUACGUAAAAUGCGAAAACCAGAGAAAUUUAGGCUCGAAGAAAAAGACAAAUGUUCAAUUUUAUUGUCCGAUAUCAUUCAAAAACUAGAACGACCCAAAUUGGUACCAUAUGGAGAUAACCAGAAGUAUAUUUUCUCAAGUGCUGUAGACGUAUCUGAACAGUAGAAUGAGCUGAGUUACAACAAUAGCUAUAUUUUAUGAAAAAUUCAAUAAGUUACUUACCCAUGUUUUACACAUUUUUAAGCUAAAAUAUCG